UCUGCUCGGCUCUCUCUCCCCUCUCUACCACACAUAUACAUCAGUAUGUCUUUAGCACGGGUAGCGCGAUACAGUCAGCGAGCGGAGAAGGAGCCUGUUUAGUAUUCCGAGCACAGGGGAAAGAGAGGGAGGGAGGGGAGAGUGAAAUAGAAAGAACAAACGAGGGUGAGAAGACAGAAAACACAUUCCAAGACAAGAAAAUAGGAAAGAAUGAGAGGGGAGCGGAGAGAUACCAUAUUGUUCAUUUCUCCCUCUCAGUCUACCCCUCCGCCGUAUCCUUCCAUCCCAGGUGAUGGAGCCAUUUAUAAGACAUUCUAUGAAUCUAGGUUGGAGGAAAACCAGGAAAACUACUGCAUUCCAUUGAAUCCGCUUGGAACUACAUUACCCAGAGCUAAACUGGGCUCUAAAUGCUGUUAGAGCUAUCCCUAUCUCUGUGACAUUAGAAAAAGAAGAACACAAACUAGUAUAAGGUUAUGAAUUUGUUGGAAUCAUAACCAAGUGUUGUUCAGCUGUAUCUUGGUGGAGAAGACAUUUCAAACAUGACAGGGACUCCUAGACUUUACAAACAACUCUAAUACAGGAAAAGCCAAAGGGGUGGGUUUGGCUCACACAUUUAUGGGCGUGUCAGUCAUAGACUCCGCCUAAGUAGACAGCGCCUGACAGAGCCCCUCCCCUUAUUCCUGGAUUGGUCCAAUCUCCACUGGCCCCACCCAUUUCUCCAGACCCUCCAAGGAACGUGGCCGGAUCGAACCUCUUCUCACCCAGGUGCCGUCCGUUUGGUGAGGGCGGCGAGGGCUGUGCUGUGAUUGGUUGACUGCGGGUGGGAGUGCAAUGCGGAUUGGAGGAUGUCGGGGGACUGGGAUGAAGACCACCUGUGUAAGAAGGCCCUCACUCUGGUGGAGGAGUUGUGCUUACACUCCUCAGCGAAGGACAGCCAUGAAGCCAGCUGCCGAGACUUCGUCUACAUGAUGAGGGGACAGCAGCACGAAACAGAGAUCUCUGUCAGCCUGUUGUCGGUGAUCGUGACGUUCUGCGGGAUUGUCCUUCUCUCAGUCUCUCUCUUUGUCUCCUGGAAGCUCUGUUGGUUGCCAUGGCGAGACAAGGAGGGUGGGGGCCUGAGCUUGACAUCGGGGCUGAUGCCCGGGGGCGUGGGUGGGAUGGGCGGCAGUGGGGGGGCCUCCCUCCUACCUCCUGUCAUGCAGAGGAAGGCGUCCCACUCCUCACUCUACCCCUCCCUGGCACAGCCCCAGCAGCAUCACCCACACUUCUCUGACCUGGUGGGGGUGGAGAGUGGCCAGGGGGUGGGGGGCGUGGUGGGAGGCCCGGAACAGACCCAGGAACACUCCUACCUGGACAUGGACUCCUACCCCAACAACGCUGGGAAUCUUAAAUUGAGCCAGACGUCUCCAGAGUUGCCCCCCACCACUGAGGGGGGAGCCGCCCCACCCCACAAAGACAUGCCCAACGCCCACUCCCAGCAGCAGGUCACUGCACGGCCCAAGCCCAUGACUCACCAGUUGUCCAGCCCUGAUUUCCAUGGUGAGGAGAAGAGCGAGCAGGUGACCAGCAUUGGCCAAAUCAAACCAGAACUCUACAGACUGCGUGGGGGCGACCAGGGGGAAGGGAAAACGGGGGACAAUUGCGGCAAGAUCAGCUUCCUCCUGCGCUACGCCUUCAAUACAGAGCAGCUAGUGGUGAAGAUCCUGAAGGCUGUAGACCUGGCUGCCAAGGACGCCAACGGCUUCUCAGACCCGUACGUCAAGAUCUACCUACUGCCAGACAGGAAGAAGAAGUUCCAGACCAAGGUCCACAGAAAGACCCUAAACCCUAUCUUCAACGAGACGUUCCAGUUCGGUGUCCCCCUGGCAGAGCUGCACUCCCGGAAGCUACACUUCUCUGUCUACGACUUUGACCGCUUCUCCAGACACGACCUGAUUGGCCAGGUGGUUGUGGACAACCUUCUGGACUUCAGCGAGGGCACAGGGGAAAAGCCUGUCUGGAGGGACAUCGUGGAGGGCACUGCGGAGAAGGCUGACCUGGGGGAGCUGAACUUCUCUCUGUGUUACCUGCCCACGGCAGGUCGGCUCACCGCCACCGUCAUCAAGGCCACCAACCUCAAAGCCAUGGACCUCACCGGCUUCUCAGACCCGUACGUGAAGGCUUCUCUGAUAUGUGACGGCCGCAGGCUAAAGAAGAGGAAGACAUCCAUUAAGAAGAAUACUUUGAACCCCACCUACAACGAGGCUCUGGUCUUUGACAUCCCUCAUGAGGACAUCGACAGGGUGUCCAUCAUCAUCGCUGUCAUGGACUAUGACUGUAUUGGUCAUAAUGAGGUCAUAGGAAUGUGUCGUGUGGGCAGUGACGCUGAGGGUCCUGGGAGGGAGCACUGGACAGCCAUGCUGGCCAACCCCCGCAAACCCAUAGACCACUGGCACCAGCUCGUCGAGGAAAAACUUGUGGCCUCAUUUGUGUCAAAGAGUCCCGCAGUCUCUCCCAAGCCUCACAUCGUGGUGGACAGUCCUCACUCUGAGUAGAACUGUUAUUAUCAUCUUUCCAGUUCUAGACUUUCCUUUCUUUCUGCUCAUCUGUGAAUAAUUCUCUCCAUCAAACAAAGAGAGAUAAGGAGACACAUCGACUGCUACUGCUGUUCUACUGCUACUGCUGAAUAUUCCAACUCCUGUCCUGUCGCAACAAAGCACAGGAAACAGAUUCUACAUUCUAUACAAGCAACCCUUAGAACGCUGAGACACACACGCACACACACACACACACACACACACACACACACACACACACACACACACACACACACACACACACACACACAGUGCUUCAGGUUAGUGCCAGUAAUUCAUCCAGGAGGAGUGUGAUGAUGCACAUUUCUUCCUCCAAUCAAACCUGGGCCUAAGGUUUCUGCACUGUGUGGACUUCAAAAGACAAACCGUGUCAAUGCUUUACUUUAGGCCAUUAGUAUACAAGUGUAGGAGUUAGGAAACAUCCAUGUAGUGUUUUCAGCAGGACAAACAUCAGUUGUGGAGACUCUAGUCUAGUCCAUUGGAUCUGGAUCUGGGCUUUUCUGGCUUCUUUUAGCUGGAGGAAGGAACCUUUGCCGGUCGUUAUUAUUGAUGUCAGGGGAGGGAGAAAUGUGGAUGAACCCAUCUGCUGAAGCAUGUUACGUAAACUUGAAAUGUGUCCCUUCGCCUCAUUAUUUUGUCACCUUCUUCAUGGUGCUCAUUAAUGUGAAUUUGCUUUUAUUUUUCUAUUUGUUUGGUUUUGGGGGUUUGUGUAAUAUAAUCAUCCAGAAAGGAAUUUAUCCAUACCAUUUUUUUACAAUCCACUAAGGAUGAGACCGUGAGUACUUGAAGACCUGAACUAUUUGAGCGCCUUGGGAUGUUACAGGAAUAGUGUUCCACUGUUUGGACAUACUGGCAGACUUUAUCCCAGAGGACUCUACAGGGGAACUGUGAUGAGGACGGACCUGCUCAGCUUGGAGUGCACUUACUGGAAAUGUAUCCCACAGGGAAGGAUUUCACCAUUAUAUCGAAUUUUUCUAUCAUUCCAAGAUUUUGUUUUUCAGAAAGACAUUAUUUAAUUUGAAAAGAUAAAAAUUGUCUGCAGUCCAUCAUGUCUCCGACUGGACGACAGUGUUAGAAGGACACACACAUUUGUGUUGCUUUGAUUUGUGUGUAUUUCUGUGUUUGUGUGUGUUUUGUAUUUGUGUGCGUCUGUGUGUGUGUAUGCCUGUAUGUCUGUGUGUGUGUCACUGUGACCUUCUGUGUGACACGUUUCUGUGCUCAUGCCGUCCCUAUCUUCUACCAGUCCCGCGGCCCCACACCAUUCCUAGCAUCCACAGACUGAAACUCCUGUCUUUGAACAAAAUGUGUCUUCUGUCCUGUGUGUCUUAGAGGAACCAUUUUUGUGUAGGACCCAUUGCACUAGGUGGGGAGUGGGAUACUUAUGAUCCCUGAUGAACAGUCGGACUCUCACAGAGAUUAGAGUGUAUUGUCUGUGUUGUUUCCCAGAUCAGCUGUCAGUCACUCAAAAGUGCCCCCCUGCCUGAUCUAAGUAACUGUGUUGGUUGUGUACUUCUUUUAGUAAAUGUGUACUGUGUCUGAGGGGAAACCAGUUGGCACCGUGAUGUUAGAUACGUUUUGAUUACUUGAGGUAGAAUUUUGGGGCUGAGUAAUGACUCCUUUAUGUCCCCUAGCAGUCCCUCCAAACGGGGAGACAGAGAGGAGGAACCAUGUCCUUUAUCUUUAGUGAAAUACGACGACCCCCUGUUUACGCUCUGCACUUCCUCUUUAAGCACCAUGUGGCUACUGCCAUGAGAGAACCAUGUCUACCACCACUUCUGCUACUAUAACCUCAACUAACAGUUAGCACUACUAAUGCUAUGGCUGCCAUUUCCCCUUAAACGCAUUCAGGGGGAUGCAGUUACUAUUACAACUUCAGGCCAAGGAAGUGCAGGGAUGCUUACUGGUAUGCUUGGUAUGUACACAGAUUAAAGCCGUAUAUCCCAUAUCAUAGCCAGAAGUUUUCCAUCUGGAACUGUAUGUCAGCUCAGGUUGUUCUGGGAGGUCAUUGAUCUGCCUGUAUAAGUAGAUACUAUAGUAUUGAUCCAUUGGCCUAUCCCCAGGCUCUGUCUCCAUCCCUCACAGUCCACAUGAUUCUCUGCCCCAUAACACUGUGGUGUUAGCACUCACUCAGCACUGGAGGUUGCUAGUGUGCUCUCAGUAUUACCCUCCACCUCUCUCACUCUCUCUAAAUAUACAUUUAUCUUGCCCCUUUUUCUCUUUCUAUACCUGUCUUUCUCUCUCUCUUUUUCUCUGUCUCUCUCUCUCUCUCUAAAUAUACCUUUCUCUUUCCCCUUUUUCUCUUUCUAUACCUGUCUUUCUCUCUCUCUUUUUCUCUGUCUCUCUCUCUCUCUCUAAAUAUACCUUUCUCUUUCCCCUUUAUCUCUUUCUAUACCUGCCUCUCGCUCUCUUUGAUUGCUUGUUCUCCCACUCUAUUUCUGACAACUCCCUUUUCCCCACUUCCCUCUCUCUCCACACAGCCAUUCACCCCCUCUCUCCGCCUCCCUCCAUCUUGCCCGCUCUCUCUGUGUGUAGGACUCCUCUCUCCUCUGUCUCUCUGUGUUAGUGCAGUUCUGAAUGGACAUGGGGAAACGUGUGUGCAUGCUUAUAUUAACAUGAAUGAUGUCAACUUGAUGCAAUGAAAAUUAAAUAAGUGAUGCUUUAAGCAAAACCUGACAAUGAACUUGAUAUUAAUACUACUAAUGACGAAAAUGGAGACCUAGCAAUCGUUAUCUCUGUAAUCAAAACAAUGAUGAUAAAUAACAUUGGUUAUCCUGUAUAUCUUCAUUAAAUAGUUAUUCCUGAUUUAAUUUUUGAUUCUUUAAAAAAUAUAUAAUUUCUUUUUUAUAUGGGUUAAACGGAUAAAUAGACAUUUGAACAGAAGUGAGACAUUCAGUCAGGAUGCUUGUUUCAGCCAGAGAACUAGGGGGAGGAGGGUGAAGAGGAAGAUGAUGUAGGUGAACGUGUGGGAGAUGGUGUGGCUGAAGCAAUGAUCAUGGAAAUAAAGGAUAUGUAUCAUCCAGCCUCA
Salmo salar (Atlantic salmon) is the source of this 5601-nucleotide messenger RNA. Its product is annotated as synaptotagmin-C. Gene Ontology annotation, biological process: calcium-ion regulated exocytosis. Gene Ontology annotation, molecular function: clathrin binding; phosphatidylserine binding; calcium ion binding. Lineage: Eukaryota; Metazoa; Chordata; Actinopteri; Salmoniformes; Salmonidae. The record is from RefSeq and is a predicted model, not a curated record. Gene Ontology annotation, cellular component: exocytic vesicle; plasma membrane.